This is a messenger RNA of Phyllopteryx taeniolatus (common seadragon), 5500 nucleotides long. RefSeq names its product Janus kinase 3 (a protein tyrosine kinase, leukocyte) (gene jak3). Lineage: Eukaryota; Metazoa; Chordata; Actinopteri; Syngnathiformes; Syngnathidae. Gene Ontology annotation, molecular function: ATP binding; cytokine receptor binding; non-membrane spanning protein tyrosine kinase activity. Gene Ontology annotation, biological process: cell differentiation; intracellular signal transduction; hemopoiesis. The transcript is spliced from 24 exons. Gene Ontology annotation, cellular component: cytoskeleton; cytosol; membrane. The coding region runs from base 1473 to 4805 and encodes 1110 amino acids. The record is from RefSeq and is a predicted model, not a curated record.
CUUUAAUUAUUAUUAAUUAUUAUUAUUAUUAAUGGGCGGCACGGUGGAUGAGUCGUUAGCACAUCCGCCUCACAGUUCUGUGGUCCUGGGUACAAAUCGGGCCUUCCUGUAUGGAGCUUGCAUGUUGUGCCCGCGCCUGUGUGGGUUUUCUCUGGGUACUUUUGUUUCAUCCCACAUUUCAAAAACAUUUAUGGUUAAUUGACGACUCUAAAUUGUCCGUAGGUAUGAAUGGUUGUUUGUUUAUAUGGGCCCUGCAAUUGGCUGGCGAACAGUUCAGGGUGUACCCAAAGUCAGCUGGGAUAGGCGCCAGCGCACCUGCAACACGAAUGAGGACAAGUGGUUCGGCUAAUGGAUGGAUUAUUAUUCAUAUUAUUGUUGUUUUUUUCAUGGCAGCACAGUAAAGUCUUGGUUAGCACAGCCGCCUCACAGUUCUGAAGUUGGGGCUCUGACUUUUCUGUGUGGAAAUUUUAUGUUCACCUCUUACUUACAUUGGUUUUCUCCAGGUAAUCUAGCUUCCUCCCACAUCCCCAAAAUAAUACAUGUUACAUCUAAAUUGUCCAUAGCUGUGAAUGUGAGUGGGAAUUUUUGUUUGUCUAUAUUUACCUGUUUGGGGCCAGGGACCACUCCAGGGUGUAUCCUUCCUCUCACCCAAAUUCAGCAGGGCUAGGUUCCAGCACACCUGCGACCCUAGUGAAGAUUAAGUUUAUAAAGAGGAUGGAUAUUUUAUUACAACUUGAUAAGCAUGUAGUCAUUAUUCAUUAAUAUGCCCAGGUUAAAUAGUUAAGAAAUUGUAGUAUGAUAUUAUGAGAGAUAAUGUAUUAUUUUUAAUUUAUAAUCAUUUUAACCUAGUUUAACUUAAUGUUAUCGGUAAUUUUGGAAAUUGUGAUCCCCCCCCCCCAAUAAACGGUGGGGGGAAAAGAAAAGAAACUUGUAGGAAAACAAAAGCAUACAAGCCGAUCGAUGCAACAUAACAAUAGCAAUUAAGAAAAAAAACGGAUGAGAAAUAGUUUUAGAAAUCAGAGGAACAUUUACAAAAAAAAAAAAUUGCCAUUCAGACCACGUGGCUAUUUCUGUGACAGGAAACUGCUGAGAACCUCUGUGCCAAACAGGGAAACCGCAGCAGUCGGUUGCUUCUCUUUUUCUGUAAGAUCAGCUACAAUUAGUUGAUUUCUGCAUGUGAGUGAAUUUACUUUAACUAAUACAUGAAUAUAAUACGAAUCACAGAUGAUUACACUAUCUAUUUAAGAUGAUGAUAAAAUUAGCACAUAAGGUAAGCAAUACUUUUUGUAACUACUGAUCGGGUCACAUCUGCUCUUCUAAAACCGGAAAACCUGUCAAAGACUUCCUGUUCACACACAUACAAGAGAAGAAAUCCUUGAACAAAUUAUCAACCUGAGGACUCCUGCCAUACAAACUUAAAGGUCCCCCUACCUGUAGAUCUUCAGUGAGCUGAUAUCAUCCUCAAAGCAUCCAUGGAUCUCAGCGAGGAGGAGUUUACUCCUCUCAUGAUCAGAGACCGUGGAGGCAGCCAGAAGUCCAGUUCGAGCACUGCUUCCAGUCUGCAAGUACACCUGUACUUCUUCCCUCCCACAAAAGAUGCAACGACAAUACACAUAUCAUCUGGCCAAAUGUCUGCUGAAAAUGUUUGCAUCCAAGCAGCCAAAAGAUGCGGAAUUUUACCAGUUUACCAAAGUCUUUUUGGUCUGGCAUCUGGUGAUCUCUCAUUCUGGUAUCCUCCAUCACACAUGUUCAACACAGAAGAAAACCUACAGGUCCACUUCAGAGUCAGGUUUUUCUUUGGAAACUGGUAUGGACAGGGAUCAAGAAUGUCAUACCGCUACAAUCUGACCAGAGACAGAAUUAGUCCUGUGCUUGACUACUCUGUCAUUGACUAUCUCUUUGCCCAGGUACGAAGUGACUUUGUCACAGGUGAAGCUGGAGUGGCUCCACCAUUGAGCGUUCAAGAAGAAUGCCUCGGCCUGGCAGUGCUGGACAUGUGGAGGAUGGCAAAGGAGCAGCAUCGGAGUGUAAGGGAGCUCUGCAAGAUUGUCAGCUACAAAUCUUGCCUUCCAAAGCCACACCGCCACGACAUCCAGAAGCGCAAUCGCCUGGAUCGCUAUCGAAUCAGACAUACUCUCAAGCGUUUCCUAAAGAAGCUUGGGAACUGUUCUGUGGAUGAGUGCUGCCUGAAACUGAAGUACUUGGUCGAAAUGGCUGGCAUUGUUCCCACCUUAGGAAGUGAAGUCUACCACAUGAGCGCUGGUUCUUCCCAUUCCAGUGGAACGUUCACUCAUGUGAAGGUCACUGGGGAAACUGGAAUUCAAACCAGCGGAAGUUGUAAUCCUGAUGGUUCCUUGGAGUGGCAGACUUUCUGUGAUUUCCAGGAGAUAAUUGCCAUCAGUAUGAAGAGGGUAUUUCAUGAGCAGGAAGACAGCAGGAUGGUGACUGUGUUUCGUCAUGACGACAGAUACAUGGAAGCCAAUUUCAAGAGUCUCAAAGAAGCACUGUCAUUUGUGUCACUUGUUGACGGCUACUUCAGACUGACCACCGACUCCAGCCACUACUUCUGUCAGGACACUGUGCCUGAAAGUAUUCUGGAGGGUAUCAGAAACCAUUUUCAUGGGCCAAUUACGUCGGAGUUUGCUGUCGACAAGUUGAAAAAAUCUGGAGUUAAAGGUGGAACAUUCCUACUCCGGCAGAGUCCCAAAGAUUUUGAUAACUUCUUCCUCACUGUUUGUAUUCAGACUCCUCUUGGACUUGAUUAUAAAGACUGUCUCAUCGUUAAGAAUGAGCACUACCGUCUUCCCGGUGUCCAGAAGUCAUUUUCCAGUUUAAGAGAGCUCACCAGCUUUUACCAACAACACAAACUUCUGCUGGAUAAUGUUCCUGCCAAGCUCGGCCAUUGCUGUCCACCAAAACCCAAAGAGCUCACAAAUCUCAUCAUCAUACGUAACAGCAUCUCUGUUGAGGCUCAAGGGUCCCCAACACCUGAGAGGAAAAAGUUCAGUCAUAUUCAGUUCCACAUGAUCAAAUAUGAAGACCUAAAAUGGGGGGAGAGCCUUGGACAGGGAUCUUUUACUCGAGUUUUUAAAGGCUCCAAAACAGACUUUCGUGAUGGGGAGAAACAUGUGACGGAUGUUCUCCUCAAAGAACUUGAUGGUGCUCACAAAAACCACUGGCAAUCAUUUUUUGAAGCUGCCAGCAUAAUGAGUCAAAUCUCACACAAACGCCUUCUCUUGGUUUAUGGCAUUAGUGUCCAUGGAACAAAAAACAUAAUGGUCCAAGAGUUUGUAAAGUAUGGGGCCCUCGACCUUUACCUGAAGAGGGGGAGAUCCAUGUCAGUGAGCUGGAAACUUGACGUAGUCAAACAGCUUGCAUGCGCCCUCAACUUUCUGGAAGAAAAGAACAUUGUUCAUGGAAAUAUCCGUGCAAAAAAUAUUCUACUGGCCAGAGAAGGUGACGUGUCUCAGCGCAGCUCUCCCUUUAUCAAGCUUAGCGACCCUGGCAUCAGCAUUGCAGUGAUAGGGAGAGAUGUUAUCCUGGACAGGAUUCCCUGGGUGGCCCCGGAGGUGUUGGAGGCUCCAGACAAGCUGACCUUGGCGUGUGAUAAAUGGAGCUUUGGUGCCACUGUGUGGGAGAUCUUUAACAGUGGAAAUGCUCCACUGCAAGACUGGGACCUUCAACAGAAGCAGCAGUUUUACGAGAGUUUCCGCCAGCUGGCACCCUCUCAGUGGACAGAGCUGGCUGAGCUGAUCAGCCAAUGUAUGAACUACAAAGCGGCCUUUCGACCUUCAUGUCGCAGCCUCAUCCGUGAGCUCAACAGUCUCAUCACAUCAGACUAUGUGAUACUUCAUGCCACUGAGCCUGUAACCCUCAACCCAGUGUGUCAGGCAUCUAGUCCCGGCCUGCAGGACCAGACAUUGUUUGAGGACAGACACCUACUGUACAUCUCCCUACUGGGAAAGGGAAACUUUGGAAGUGUCGAACUAUGUCGUUACGACCCACUGGGAGAUGACACAGGUGAGAUGGUUGCUGUGAAGAAGCUACAGCCCAAUAAGCAAUCAACCCUGGAGGACUUCCGCAAGGAGAUCAAAACCCUCAGCAUGAUGUCUUGCGACUACAUCGUCAAGUACAGAGGGGUCUGCUACAGCAUGGGGCGGCUCAACAUGAGUUUGGUGAUGGAGUAUUUACCACACGGAAGUCUUAUUGUAUAUACAGAAAACAACAGACACAACAUCAACACCAGGCGCUUGCUACUAUUUGCUUCACAGAUCUGUAAAGGCAUGGCGUACCUGCAGACGUUACGUUAUGUGCACCGAGACCUAGCAGCCAGAAAUAUCCUUGUGGCUAGUGAAUCACUGGUGAAAAUUGCUGAUUUUGGAUUGACCAAGAUUGUUCCUUUGGACAAAGAGUACUACAGAGUCAAACAGCCUGGAGAAAGUCCCAUCUUCUGGUAUGCCCCAGAAUCCAUCAAUGAUUUUAGAUUCUCCCAAAAGUCAGAUGUGUGGAGUUUUGGAGUUGUUCUUCAUGAGCUCUUUUCCUACUGCGAUAUGAACUCCAACCCCAAAAAACUAUGUAUACAGAGGAUUGGGACCAACGUGCAUGGAUUAUCCAUUUCAAUCCAUCUGCUAAAUAUCCUCAAGGACAAUUGGAGGUUGCCUCCCCCUCCAAACUGCCCGCCCAAGGUGUACGGUUUGAUGAGGCAGUGCUGGGUUUACAACUUUGAGGAGAGGCCAUGUUUCUCCAGCCUGGAGGAUCAACUAGAAAUCAUCAUGCGAGAAGAGAGAGAAAACCUGAGAGACUGACUGGAAGAGCCUCUCGCGCUGCUUCUAAAAAUGGCAAAACGGCAUGCUUGCAGCUGCUCUGAGCGAGCGUUAAGAUUAUCUCUACAUGCAGUUGCAGCAGGAUCCAAACGGUUGAAAAACACAGGAAAGGAAAAUGUUUCAACUGUAUAAUGUUGUCAUUUUUUUGCAUUAUUUUAUUCUGUGGCAGUACAGUACUGGAGAGUUUUUACAUUUUGUGAGAAGUUCCUGUUACUGUGUCACUAUAAAGUCAUUUAACGAAGAAUACAUAUCUCCAGAUCUGAAUUCUCUUGAAUUGGCUGCAGGGCCCUAUCGUAAUAGUUUAAAAAGUUCAAUUUUAAUCACCUGUAAGCUUUCAAUGUUGUCCUUCGAGCAAUUCAGUGAGAACGCAACAGCGGUUAUGUACUGUAGUAUUAAAGUGCCAGGGCAGUCGAGGAUGGCGUUUUUACAGUUAUUACAUUAUAAACCACCGCAAUGGAUUUCAAAUCAAAAUGUGAUUGAAGUGUAGACGUUCGGCUUUAAUUUAAGACUUCACAAAUCAAGGAUGUUAUGAAGACUACCUCUGUUUUCAGGGGCUCAAAAGUAUUUGGACACCAAGCCCUAAACAAUCACACUUUUUUUCUUUUUUUUUUUGCUCAGAAGUUAUUCUUAUAUAUUCUUUCUGUUUAAUUAACCCACCCAUGGCCCCUUUUGAUCUC